CCAUGCAUGGUUAUUUGAUCAUAAAUCAUUUACAAUUCCUAAUUACUAUUACUAUUCACGUAAAAAAUCACACACAUCAAACGAAGCCAUGGUGAAGAAGUCAAACUGCAUGGCCGCCGGAGCUCUGAUGGUGGUGGCGGCGGUGGUGAUGUUGUCGCUGCAGCAAGCCGAUGCGGCGCCAGAGUCGUUCUCGUGCAGUGGCUCCACGCUGUGCAGGGGGCUGGCCCAGAGUGACUGCGACGCGGCUCGCCGUCAGAUCCAGGCCGACAACCGCUACUUCACCGGCGGCAACAAGGGGUCCACCGGGGUUUGCUCCGGCCACUGCGGGCUCUUCGUCUCCGGCUCCAACUGCGACCUCUUCGGCCACGAGAUGAUCACCGCCUUUGACCAGCUCCGCGGUCAAAACUGCCAAAAGUGUGGGGUCAAGACUUUCGACGAUGGGUGCCAGUUCAAAGCAGAUUAUGUCAAUGGUUGCUGAUUCCAUGCAUGGAGUCGUUAUUCUCUAGCUAGCUAUUUCAUCCCUUAGCUUUUUCCUACUUAUGACAAAAUAAAAGCUAGCUAGAAAAUUUUACAAAAUAAUGAAAUAUGUAUUGAAUAAUAAUACGCACAUACGUACGGCCGGUUUUCAUCCGUGGUAAUGAAUACCAUGGUACGCAUGCGCGUCGUGUUAUACCGUUUGUUUUACCGAGUAUCUGCUUUACUCUGUUGUGUUAUUGUAAGAUUUUAAUGAGUGUAUUGUUGUGGGUCUUGUUUGAGAACAACGUUUUUGAUUAUCGUUA
Messenger RNA from Cuscuta campestris, 779 nucleotides. Lineage: Eukaryota; Viridiplantae; Streptophyta; Magnoliopsida; Solanales; Convolvulaceae. The record is from the annotation of a GenBank genome assembly.